This is a messenger RNA of Gongylonema pulchrum, 867 nucleotides long. The record is from the annotation of a GenBank genome assembly. Lineage: Eukaryota; Metazoa; Nematoda; Chromadorea; Rhabditida; Gongylonematidae.
AUGCUUUAUCUAAAACUAAUACUUUUCGCUGUAUUUUCAACGGAGCGGUUGUCGCUGAACAGGAGAAUAUCGAGAUUUGCUGACGCCGCGGCCUGUAAAGGAUGCUCCCCGCCAUGCAUCUGCCCCGGCCAAAAAGGAGAACGGGGUGUACCAGGAUUCCAAGGUGAACGAGGUCAUCCAGGAGCACCGGGUCAGGAUGGCGGUGAGGGGCCGCAUGGCGCACCGGGUAUGCAAGGUACUGAAGGUGACUACGGCGAUCCUGGUCUCAAGGGUGUCAGGGGUGAUCGAGGCUUGCCAGGUGUCCCAGGCCAUGUUGGACUUCAAGGUCUUGAUGGUCUACCGGGCAUGAAAGGGCUAGCAGGUCCGCCGGGUCCCAGAGGCCCACCCGGUGAACCGGGACGAGCCGGAUAUCCUGGACCGCCCGGUGAAGGAGGUAUCAACUCUAUCAACAGGAAAGGUGAUCGAGGAGAUCCAGGUCGCGCUGGAUUACCGGGCUCACCGGGUUUUCCGGGAUUACCUGGACCAAAAGGCGUUAAAGGAGAUCCAGGGCCAUAUGUAAGUUGCAGUUUGCGAUUUUGUUCUUUUUUACAAAAAUCUGAGAGCAAUCGCCGACAAGCCGUACUAAUCAAAUGCAAAAAUGGCUUGCAUUUUCAUAUUUUGAUCAGAUGUUGUUUCAUCGUCAUGUUUCUCUUCGGCGUUGAAAUAGUUAGCACCCUCUCCAUUCUCCUUUAUUUUGAGCUUUUUUCAAUCACAUACCGCGCAGUUGCUGAUUCUUUUACCACAUUUACCUUACGUGGUUACCAUCCAAUAAUCCGCUUUGUCCAUCUGUUGUUUUUAAUUCUUCUUGCCACGUGGCCAAACUGCUGA